This is a messenger RNA of Chlamydomonas reinhardtii, 1296 nucleotides long. RefSeq lists its product as uncharacterized. Bases 59 to 775 code for a protein of 238 amino acids. The record is from RefSeq and is a predicted model, not a curated record. The transcript has a single exon. Lineage: Eukaryota; Viridiplantae; Chlorophyta; Chlorophyceae; Chlamydomonadales; Chlamydomonadaceae.
CCUCUUGAAAGCAGCAAAUCUCGUCGGAGGCACGAAUGGAUGCACCACUGUCUGAUCGAUGAAGUCUGUCAUAGCUUCAUCAACCCAAUCGGCGGCGGGCGCCAGCCUCGCGGCGCCCUCGGCCGGGCACAUUGCAGCACAACGCUCGGUCCCGCCCGCUUACACGAGGCCCGCUUCCGCUCCAAACUGCGCUUCGGCAUCCAUUGUUUGUGUAAUCGACUGUUGCGGGCCCACAAAUCGUGGCCGCAAUGGCAAACGGUUUCCAGCCCUUCGGCACAAUCGUGGCCUGACCACAGCAGCUCGCUCGCGCCCGCACGUGUGCACCCAUGCCGCGCCGGAGCCCGGCACCUUCUCUCGCUCCUCCUCCUCCGCUUCCCGCAGCCGGAGGCACCGCUCGCCCUCCUCACCACCUCGCGAUGCCUCAACAGCUGCCGCUACGGCAGCUGCCCAGGCCACUAUUCGCCUGUCCGAUGAGCAGGGCGGGCGGGAAGCUGUGGCCGCACGCCGCACGCCCUCGGCGCUGGCAUCAGCUGUCGCAGCCUCCAGACAGGCGGCCGGGCCCGCGGCGGGGACGUGGGAAGUGGGCACGCGCGCGGUCGCAGCAGACCGCAAGCGGCGCCUUCGCGGGCCCCAGCGGCCGGGCUCUCCCUCGAGACCGUCCGCUGCCAACCGUGGCAACGGCACCGGCAACGGCCGGCAGCAGCAGCCCCAGCAGCAGCGGCAGCAGCAGGAGGCCCGGGAGCAGGAGGCCCGGGAGCUGAGGCGGGUGAGCUAAACCGGGUGCACGCGGAGGAGGUCUGCAUGCUGAAGGAGAAGGUCGCCGAGCUGCAGCGGGAGUCGGAGUACGGGGACGAGGGGCCUGCGGAGGUGAGCUGGCUGCCGUAAGAAGGCGGUGAAAACCGCCGUGUCUAGGACAAUGGACGAUGGAUGAUGGACCUGGCCUCAGUCAGUUGGAAGUCAGUUUUCCGGGGUCACGUUGCGUUGCAUUGUUGUUGGGUCCCGCAAUGGCCCUCACGCCUCCAGACUUCCUAAGGAGCAGCGGGGGGCUCAACCUAAUUAUCUAGUUGUGUCUUAUAGGGGACAAUCCGUGAACCGAUGCCUCACGCGUCGUUUGCGGGUGUGCGAUGGGACAGUAGUAAGGCAGGUUGGUAAAGUCCCGCAGGGUGCAGCUGAUUCCCAGAACCUAACAGAUGGCAUACAAUGUGCAACGGCAGGGCAGGAGUGCGCGGCCGGUCGAACGCCGGAGUUACUGUACCGACGAGUUGCUGGCUGGCUGGAAGUUGGCUCCCGUUGGCU